UGUGAAAAGAGUACCAGCCAAGUGAGGCAGACAUUCUCCUCUCAUUGUCCAGUCCUGGGAAAUUUUAGACAUUUCAAAACACAAAGGUGACACGUCGCUCUUUGUAGAAUUUUUUCAAAAUCAUUUUGGAGCCUAAUGGAGACAUCAGAUUGAGUGGUUUGGGGUCUGUGGAUAUCCUCUUGGGACUGGAAGGCAAGCUACUCAACCUGGGUGCAACAUGAAGAUUUGAUCGCCUGCAGUUUUAGAUGAUGAGUCAUUCAGGAGGCGAUGCCAGCAAGCCCAGAGAACAUCCCCCUGGGAGAGUGCACCCUCUCCCAGUCCAGGGACCAGCUAACGCCCCCGAGCCGCACAGAGAGCACUGUGUUUAGCCUCUCACGCAGCGAGUCCCUCUGGACCAACGAGACCUCUCGCAGCAAGUGUGAGGUUUUUUGGUUCCCCAUACACCUCAUGUCCACUGGGGGCAGCUUCCUGGUGUGCGGCAUCAUCAUCAGCGGGCUUUACUUUGCCGGCCACUGCAAGAAGGUCACCAGCAUCCUGGGACCAGGCCUGUUGUCCAUUGGCCUGAUGAUUUUUGUUGUGGGUGUGGUCCUCAUUCCCAUCACAAAGGAGAACAGGAAACAGCUGAACGUGAAGAAGCCUCACAGUUACUACAGGCCUCCCAUAUUCAAUGUGUGAUGCUUGGAUGUAAUGCUAAAUGGGGACCUUUACCUUUAACAGUGCACUGGAUUAAAAUGUAGCUUGUCAGCAUGGAAACCUCUGUGGGAAACAAUUAUUUAAAGCUGCUGCGUGGUGACAUUUAUGUUCAUUUCUCUGAUUUACACUAAGCACUUAUGCUAGUCUCAAGUGUGCAUGACAACAUUUGCAUUAAUAACCAUGACUGUCAAAAAGAAGGUGAGAGCACAAGGACAACAAUGUGCUGUGUAAAAUGCAAUUAUUCACACAGAAUUUAGUGAGAAGGACGCUGAAAAGCAAACUGUCUUCAUGAAUAUUUAUGAGGGAAAAAUGGACAAGGGGGGG
This is a messenger RNA of Monopterus albus (swamp eel), 1017 nucleotides long. It is a transcript of the gene pirt, whose product is annotated as phosphoinositide interacting regulator of transient receptor potential channels. Gene Ontology annotation, molecular function: transmembrane transporter binding; phosphatidylinositol bisphosphate binding. Bases 268 to 675 code for a protein of 135 amino acids. The record is from RefSeq and is a predicted model, not a curated record. Gene Ontology annotation, cellular component: plasma membrane. Gene Ontology annotation, biological process: positive regulation of cation channel activity. The transcript has 2 exons. NCBI's taxonomy places the organism in Eukaryota, Metazoa, Chordata, Actinopteri, Synbranchiformes, Synbranchidae.